AUGGCGCUGCGCAGCCGCCUCCCCCCGCUACGCUCCGCGCGGGGGGGAGGGAAAGAAAGGGGGCGGCCGGCUCUGCGCGUUGGGGGCGAUGCGCCGCGUCCCAGCGCGGGAGGAGAACGAAGAGGGGCUGCCGGCAGGCGCUCGGCCGAGCUCACGCCACCCGCCGCCGCGGCGGACAAUGCCCGAUGCCCCCGCUCAGGUACUGCCGCACGUCACGUGGGGCGGGAUCUGUUUACAAGCAGCGGUGGCGCUGCGGCAACUCAACGCCGCGCCCGCCGAGCUCCGCCCUCCGCCCCGCCAGGCGCCGUCCCCAUUGGCUGCCGCCGCCCUGGCACCGCCCUCCCUCCUCCGCCGGCCGCGUCCCGUCCUCGCGCUUCGCAGGGUGGGCGGGGAGAGGGCGAUGCCCGCCCCUUCCCUCGGACGUACAAUGCGGCCGUUCAGGCGCGCGCGGGGCGUGAUGGGAGGGGCGCGUGCAGCGCUGCCGCCGUUAGUGGGCGGGCCGCGCGGCGGGACGGGGUGGCGGCGCUGUGGCGCGAAGCGGAGCGUUUAACAGCCCUUAGCGUGCCUGGCCGUGCCGUGCGCGUCCGCGGCGUGUGGUGUGGCCCGGCUGCGAAGGGGUGCGGAGGGCGAGGAGAUGGGCACAGCUGUCUUAGUCGGACUGAUGUGAUCUCUGCUGUACCAUUCUUCACAGUAGCUGAGAUGGAGAGUGGAAGAUAUUCCUUCAUGUGCUUCAAAGUACUGUAGCAGUAUGUAUGUUCUGCAUUCUCAGUUCAACGUUGUAACCCACCCUAUUCUACAGCAUGCCACUGCAUCUGAGUAAGCAUCAGUAUGAGCAAUGACUUGCCCAAAGCCAUAUUAAUAGAGGUGCGUAUGUCUUAGUUGGUCAGUCAACUGAUGCAAAGCAUAAGUCGUGUAUACAUAUGUAUAAUGAUUGAUUUAUUUUUGAAACUUGUAAAAAAUGCAUUUACCCUUUGCCUCUUUACCAAUUUAAUCAGAUGACCCCUUUAGGUGUCACCCAACCUGAAUCAUUCUGUCAUUCAACAUUGUUAAAAUUCAGUUACGGUUGGACAUUUAAGCAGUUGGAUUCAUCCAACCUGAAUUAUUUUGCCAUUAAUACUAAUUUCAAAUUUGAUUAGAACUGGCCAACAUGUUCAAAUAUUCUAAGACAUGGAGUAAUGGAGGCACAAACUGGCGGUAACUGUGGAAGUUUUGCUUUCUCACAGAAUCAGGCUACUGUAGCAUUCUAAGCAAUGGGCUCUUGUACUGGCACUUCUGUGUUGCUAACUCAUGCUCUGCUUCUCAUAUUACCAAGGUUUACUUUCAGCAUCUGUUCAAUAAAUAUUCUCCUGACAAUGCUGAAAGGAAAUGUAAUAGGACUGUAAUGACCUAUUAGAUUUUAGCAUGAUGUAAACUAAGCCAAUUCUCAUUACAAUAAUGUGUAUUUGUUUUAAGACUGUGGUCUUGUUUAUUUUUACAGAAGAAUAGGACAUCCAUAGGAAUGGUUUUUUAUUAAUGACUUCUCCUGUGCUUGUUAUUAGUCACCAGCUGACACCUCUUCCAGUCAGUCUUUAUUCCUAGAAUUGCAUCAUGCAACAAAUACAUCUUGACAUUCUUUGCUGUUGAUGCAAGAACUGAACAAGUCUGAAUUGUUAUUCAAGUUCCUGUUUUAACUUACUGUCAUCAUCCCGUGGUAAAUCCUUUCUGUUUAAUUGUAUCAAAACUAUAUUUUGUAUGUUUAUUCCUUUUGGUGAUAACUUGGUUGUCAUAACCAUGGUUGUAAAAAAAAAAAAAAAAAAAAAAAAAAAGAAAAGAUGAACUAUUGAGAACAAGGGAAAGAUAGAUCUUUUACUAGAGAAAUACAGCUAAGUGUCCUUCUUCAAGUAUUAAUUGAGUUCUAUCAAUAGAUCUUUGGUAAUUCCUUUUUUCCUUUACACUGCCUUCAAGAUCCUUUUUGGUCACAGAAGAAUGCUUGUUUUCUUAAUGAUUGUGUUAUUAACUAUUUGUUGAACGCUGAAAUUUGGCCUUGUUUAUUUUGUUUGUUGAUUCAUUGUUUGCCUACCAACACAGCAAACUCAUUUGUGCAUUGAUCUAUUUCUGUUUAUUUAGUGUAUCACUGAUACUUCUUUAAUUAACAUCUGCAUUCUUUUGUGGCUUAGAAUAAAUUGACAGACUUUAA
This is a messenger RNA of Gallus gallus (chicken), 2176 nucleotides long. RefSeq names its product translation initiation factor IF-2-like. The coding region runs from base 1 to 744 and encodes 247 amino acids. The record is from RefSeq and is a predicted model, not a curated record. NCBI's taxonomy places the organism in Eukaryota, Metazoa, Chordata, Aves, Galliformes, Phasianidae. The transcript is spliced from 4 exons.